Molecule: messenger RNA, 2670 nt
Organism: Chenopodium quinoa (quinoa)
Lineage: Eukaryota; Viridiplantae; Streptophyta; Magnoliopsida; Caryophyllales; Amaranthaceae
Product: heat shock protein 83-like
Exons: 4
Coding region: 326-2428 (700 amino acids)
Biological process (GO): protein stabilization; cellular response to heat; protein folding
Cellular component (GO): cytosol; perinuclear region of cytoplasm; protein-containing complex
Molecular function (GO): ATP hydrolysis activity; ATP binding; ATP-dependent protein folding chaperone
Source: RefSeq, a predicted model, not a curated record
ACUUGAAAAUUACGAUAGGUAAGAAUAUAGGAUUAAUGAUUAUCCCUAAAAAAAAUUCAGUUAAAUAAACAAGAUAUACGGGUAAAUGAGUAUUUUCUAGAAAGCGCGGAAACACAUUCCAAAACCUUGCAUCUACUACGUGUCUACGUACACUCAAGAAUUGCCGCCAUAAAACCAAAGAAUUCACCCGAAAAUCCCCCUUUUUUCUCCCUAUAUAAAAACCCCUACUCUUCCUUUCUCUCUCUUCAGAAAACAAAAAUCAUCUGAAAUCUGCUAAUCAGUUCACUAAUCAUCAACUCCUCAAUAAUCUACUAAGAACUCAUCAAUGGCGGACGUUGAGAUGUCAGGCGAAAGAGAGACCUUCGCGUUUCAAGCAGAGAUCAAUCAGCUUCUGAGUUUAAUCAUCAACACUUUUUACAGUAACAAGGAGAUUUUUCUUCGUGAACUCAUCAGUAAUUCUUCUGAUGCGCUGGAUAAAAUUCGACAUGAGAGUUUAAUUGAUAAGAGCAAACUUGAUACUCAACCAGAAUUGUUCAUCAGAAUUGUACCUGAUAAAGUUAACAAAACUCUCAUGAUUAUUGAUAGUGGCGUCGGAAUGACCAAAGAAGAACUGGUGAAUAAUUUGGGAACAAUUGCGAGGUCCGGAACCAAGGAGUUCAUGGAGGCUCUACAGGAAGGUGCUGAUGUGAGUAUGAUUGGACAAUUUGGUGUCGGGUUUUACUCGGCGUAUUUGGUUGCUGAGAGGGUGGUGGUGACAACCAAGCAUAAUGAUGAUGAACAAUACAUUUGGGAGUCUCAUGCUGGUGGCUCUUUUACUGUUACUAGGGAUAUCAAUGGAGAGCCUUUAGGCAGGGGUACUAAGAUCACCCUCUUCCUCAAGGAUGACCAGCUGGACUUCUUGGAAGAAAGGACGAUAAAGGACCUUGUGAAGAAGCAUUCUGAAUUCAUAAGCUACCCUAUCUACCUCUGGGUAGAAAAGACUACUGAGAAGGAAGUCAGUGAUGACGAGGAGGAAGAGAAGGAAGAAGAGAGACAAGUUGAAGAUGUGGACGAAGACAAGGAAAAGAAAGGCAAGAAGAAAAAGAUUAAAGAGGUGACACAUGAGUGGCAGAAGAUCAACAAACAGAAGCCAAUUUGGCUCAGGAAGCCAGAAGAUGUUAACAAAGAGGAAUACUGCUCAUUCUACAAGAGCCUCACUAAUGACUGGGAGGACCCUCUUCACUGGAAACACUUCUCAGUCGAAGGGCAGCUCGAGUUCAGGGCUAUCCUUUUCAUUCCAAAGAGGGCACCAUUUGAUCUUUUCGACACGAAGAAGAAACUUAAUAACAUCAAGCUGUAUGUCAGGAGGGUGUUUAUCAUGGACAACUGUGAAGAGUUAAUCCCAGAGUACCUGGGAUUUGUCAAAGGAGUAAUUGAUUCUGAUGACUUACCCCUGAACAUCUCCCGUGAAACGCUGCAGCAGAACAAGAUCCUUAAGGUCAAAAGGAAGAAUAUUGUCAAGAAAUGCAUUGAAAUGUUCAGUGAAAUUGCUGAAAACAAAGAUGAUUAUGCCAAGUUCUAUGAUGCAUUUUCCAAAAAUAUAAAGUUAGGAAUUCAUGAGGACAGCCAGAACAGGGCUAAACUAGCUGACUUGUUGAGGUAUUACUCAUCAAACAGCGGUGAUGAAAUGACUAGCUUGAAGGACUAUGUUACCAGAAUGAAAAAGGGCCAGAAAGAUAUUUACUACAUCACAGGCGAGAGCAGGAAAGCUGUUGAGAACUCUCCCUUCCUUGAGAGGCUUAAGAAGAAAGGCUAUGAAGUUCUCUUCAUGGUAGAUGCUAUUGAUGAGUAUGCUAUCACACAGUUGAAAGAGUACGAAGGGCACAAGCUUGUAUCUGCUACAAAAGAGGUAUUAAAGAUUGAGGAAACCGAGGAAGAGAAGCAGCAGAAGGAGGAGAAAAGGAAGUCAUUUGAGAAUCUCUGCAAAGUGAUCAAGGAUAUUCUAGGUGACAAGGUGGAAAAAGUGGUAGUUUCUGACAGAAUUGUUGAUUCGCCCUGCGUUCUUGUGACUGGGGAGUAUGGGUGGUCAGCUAACAUGGAGAGGAUCAUGAAGGCUCAGGCAUUGAGAGAUUCAAGUAUAAGUGCUUACAUGGCAAGCAAGAGAACUAUGGAAAUCAACCCAGAUAACGGUAUUAUGGAGGAGUUAAGGAAGAGAGCUGAAGCUGAUAAGAAUGACAAAUCUGUCAAGGACCUUGUGCUGCUGUUAUAUGACACCGCACUUCUGAACUCAGGUUUUAGCCUUGAUGAUCCUAACACUUUUUCUGCAAGGAUUCACAGGAUGCUGAAAUUAGGUCUGAGUAUUGAGGAGGAUGAGAAUGCUGGUGUGGAGGAAAUGCCAUCACUGGAGGAAGAUCAAGCUGAAGAAAGCAAAAUGGAGGAAGUUGACUAAAAAUAAAACAAGAGCUAACAUUCUUGCAUAAUCACAAUGUUUUGAAAUGCAGGUCUGGUUGUGACUUUGCAAGGUCUUUUUUUGUUUUGGUGAGGUCUUCAACCUGUUUUCUUUUGAGUUUUGACUAUGGAAUACCCCCUUCUAUUUUUGGCGAAAAUACAGGGCUGUAUAAACUGAAAUAUCGAUGCUUGUAAUUAGCACAUCAUAUGUUUGAUAAUAAAGCCUUUAGUUGUUCUGUAAAA